Messenger RNA from Nannospalax galili (Upper Galilee mountains blind mole rat), 1095 nucleotides. RefSeq names its product growth differentiation factor 3 (gene Gdf3). Gene Ontology annotation, molecular function: cytokine activity; growth factor activity. The coding region runs from base 1 to 1095 and encodes 364 amino acids. The transcript has 2 exons. Gene Ontology annotation, cellular component: extracellular region. The record is from RefSeq and is a predicted model, not a curated record. Lineage: Eukaryota; Metazoa; Chordata; Mammalia; Rodentia; Spalacidae. Gene Ontology annotation, biological process: BMP signaling pathway; SMAD protein signal transduction.
AUGGUGCCCUCUCCAGCGCUGCUGGUGCUCAGCUUCCUGUUAACCCUGGCCUUGUGUCAGGCGUCCCACUUUCAAGAACACGGCUUUCUGCAGUUUCUGGGUUUAGAGAAGGUGCCUUCACCAGACAGGUUCUUACCCGUGCCUCGCAUCUUAAGAACAAUCUUCCAGGAUCGCGAAGCAGCCGCCGCCGGCGGGAUCCCCCAGGAUUUAUGCUACGUGAAGGAGCUGCGCGUCCGUGGGAACCUGCUGCGGCUUCUCCCAGACCAAGGUUUCUUUCUUAACUCACAGAAAUCUUCCCAAGAUGACUCCUGUCUGCAGAAGUUCCUGUACUUUAACUUGUCUGAUAUCAAAGUAAAGGAACAGUUAACAAUGGCUCAACUGGGUCUAGAGCUGGGGCCCAGUUCCUACUAUAACCUGGGACCAGAACUGAUAGUGACUCUGUCUGUGGUUGAGCCUGGUGGGUGGGAGGGAUCUGACCCCAAGCCAGGCAGAAUGCUUGCAUUGCACUCUGUCCCCUGGCCUCAAGGUGCCCUUCACUUCAACCUGCAGGAUGUGGGAAAGGACUGGAACAGCAGCCGCCCGAAGAAUUUAGGGUUCUACUUAGAGAUUCUGGCCAAAGAUGACAGCAGAUACUCUGGGGUAAAGUUCCAGCUGGAGGAUGCCUGUGCCAGGCUGAGACAUUCCCUUCGUGCCUCUCUGCUGGUGGUGACCCUCAAUCCUGAGCAGUGCCACCCUUCUCGAAGAAGGAGGGCAGCCAUCUCUGUCUCCCAGGCCUCUUGUAAGAAUCUCUGCCAUCGUCACCAGCUGUUCAUCGACUUCCGGGACCUUGGUUGGCAUAAGUGGAUCAUUGCUCCCAAGGGUUUCAUGGCAAACUACUGUCAUGGAGACUGCCCUUCUUCACUGACCAUGUACUUGAACAGCUCCAAUUAUGCUUUCCUGCAGACUCUGAUGCACACAGUGGACCCUGCGGUCCCCCAGGCUGUGUGCGUCCCCACCAAGCUGUCUCCUAUAUCCAUGCUGUAUCAGGACAAUAACGACAACAUCAUCCUUCGCCAUUAUGAGGACAUGAUAGUUGAUGAAUGUGGGUGUGGAUAG